AUGUCUGUUUCCGAGAACGAGAUUUGCGUGGCACUGACCCCUUUCGACCACUGCGUACCGCGAGCCUACUACCUCGGCGCCGCGUACUUGCCCCUCAAAGCCGGUGUAGAGCCACUUCAAGCAUUCGAACUCUUGCGCGAGGGCUUGCACCGCACCUUUGUCCAGCUUCCAUGGUUAAAUGGAAAAGUUCGACUUCAGUCGUCCGAGACGCCCGGCUGGCGACCUGGACAGCUCGAACUGGGCUAUGCGCCCGCCGUCGCCGAUGAACCGCGUGCACCACAGUUGAAAUUCAAAGAGCUCGAGACGGACCUGGAUUAUGAGUCGGUGCGGGAGCUCGGCUUCCCGCUCGACAGCUUCCGCGAUGCUGAGCUUGCGCCCACUGCCUUCUUCGCCGACCCUGUUACCGAGCCAAAUGUCUUUGUCGGCCAAGCCAACUUCCUUCCCGGCGGCUGCAUUCUUGUAUCCGCCAUCCAUCACGUCGCCAGUGACCAGGGUGCCUUCUUCCGCGUUUUACGAUUAUGGGGCGAGCACUGUGCUGCACUGCAGACGCACACUUCAAGCGCCACGCCUGCACCGUUCCCCGCUGGCAGCGAUAGUCGUGAUAUCCUGCACGAGAUUUGGGCGCGCGAGUGCCCAGUCUCGUCUGUCGAAGAAGUCGACCCAGAGACAUGGCGCCUGGUUGGCUUGCUACCCACAGAUGUCACGCAGAGCAAUGACGCCCUUUCCUCACAACCGCCGUCAAGGCCGCAGCCUCCAAAACGGUUGUUGAAAGCCGGCGUAUUUUAUCUCUCUCCAGCACGGCUGGCGGCUCUGCGGGAGACAAUUGCAAAAGACCUCGGCGUGGCGAGUGGUAUCUCGGCCAACGACGCUGUGAGCGCCCUGAUCUGGCAAUGCUUUAUGAGAGCGCGCGUAGCGGCACGUCGACCGAGAGACGACGACAAGGCGGAAGACAAGGAACAACGGCUCAACAUGGUCUUUGACGGCCGGGCCAACUACUCCUCAGCACUGCCACAGACGUACCUUGGGAAUUUGACGUUCAAUGUGCAAUCAAGUCUGCCGACAGAGGCCCUGAUUGGCCGGGAAAGCUCCCUCGGCACCGUGGCGGCUACGAUCCGUCGCAAUGCUGGGUGGAUCGACUCGACGAAUCUGCUAAAUCUGUACAAUCUCCUGGAUCAUCUGCCCAGCUACACGGAGCUUAUGAGGCUGAAAUUGAUGCGGUUUGCGACGAUCGAUGGCAAUAACAUGACAAUCUCGUCACUCAUCAAUGUUUCGAUGGACACACUCUGCUUUGGGGAUGGCUUAGUUUUUGGCAACAGAGGUUACGUGGAGGCUACGCGCCUGCUAUUUGAAGGGAACAAUAGCUUCACUCGCUUGUGUGUUGUCUUGCCACGGAGCAGGAAUGGCGGGGUAGAGUUCCUCGCUAAUCUGUACGACGAAGAGUAUGAGGCAUUGUUGUCGGAUUCCGAGUUUGCCAAGUACGUGCUAUGUUUAUGUUGGCCGGAGUAA
Molecule: messenger RNA, 1506 nt
Organism: Cryphonectria parasitica EP155
Lineage: Eukaryota; Fungi; Ascomycota; Sordariomycetes; Diaporthales; Cryphonectriaceae
Exons: 1
Coding region: 1-1506 (501 amino acids)
Molecular function (GO): acyltransferase activity, transferring groups other than amino-acyl groups
Source: RefSeq, a predicted model, not a curated record